AUGCAAAGACAAUUAUUUGGAAAGAAAUCUACGUUGAAAUCAAAACAGCAGAAGAACUAUUGCGAUUCGUUGAGUGAUGCACUGGGCAUUAACCACGACGAUGGAAAUGAGAUGCAGAAGGAAUGCUGCAUAGUUCAGUCCUGGCCGUGUGCACCACGCAAGAAGAGAUAUCUGUCAUCAGCUGAUAAUAUUCUUGAUCUACCAGCAUAUAGUCAAAGUGUCUUUACAGAAUUGUUGGAUUGGGGAACUGACAAUAUUCUACUAGCAGCUCUUGGUAAUAAAUACCACAAAUGGGAUUGUGAGAAGCAUUGCAUUAGCGGUCAUGGUGAGGCCGGAACCACCAUCUUGUGCUGCAAAUUCGAUCCUAGAGGAGAGAUAGUUUUGUUUGGGACUCAAAAGAUGGUAGAAUUGCAUUGUAAUACGCACAAUAAGUUGGGGAAGGAGUGCCCAUGUCCGUGUAGUUUAUCAAAAACUCGGGUCAAGUCACUCUGCUCCGUAACCGCGAUUGACUGGAGUCCUACCGGGAAUUCCUUUGUUGCGGCGUGUGCGGCUGGUCUUAUAUCUUCGUACACUCGUUCAGGCAGUCGACUGUCAGUAUUCUGUAAGAAGAUCUUUUCAAUCAGUUUACUACGAAUAUCACCCGAUGCUCGCUACGUCGCUGCAUUAACUCUCAACUCCGAUCAAGUACACAUCAUCAGUUGGCCAGCGCUCAACUACUAUACAAUUUUAAAAUUUGAUCAGUGGAAGAUUAAGGAGUUAUGCUGGCAUCCAUGGAGUACUGCGUUACUUGGAAUUGGAGGCCUGAUGAAUGACUUCAGGUCUCAAAUAGCUAUCUGUCACGCCCCGACUGGAAUAAUUAAGAAGUGUAUACACAGUAAUCUCUGUCUCGAUACGAUGAUCUUCAGUAAACGGUCUGGCGAAUUAGUACUUAGUAUGUUUGAUCUAGAUGAAGCGAGUGUACCAGGAAAGACCAGGUCGCAGCUGCUGGUGCUGAGUGGUCCGUCGACGGUGGUGGACCAGUGGGGAAAUCAUGACAAGAUGCAACUCGAUCGGGUGAGGAAAAUGGUCCUCAGUCCCGACGGAACUAAGCUUGCUACAGCAACGUGGGCGGAGGACCUGAUAAUUUGGAACUUUCUACCAGAAGACAACGUGAAGAUGAUGAAUAAUUGUAAAAGAUUCUAUGAGUUACCGCAGGUCUUGGAUAUGGAGGCACAGGGCUUUUCCCUUCGAUAG
Leptidea sinapis is the source of this 1233-nucleotide messenger RNA. RefSeq names its product protein cortex-like. The transcript is spliced from 8 exons. Gene Ontology annotation, cellular component: anaphase-promoting complex. Gene Ontology annotation, biological process: positive regulation of anaphase-promoting complex-dependent catabolic process; positive regulation of ubiquitin protein ligase activity; anaphase-promoting complex-dependent catabolic process. Lineage: Eukaryota; Metazoa; Arthropoda; Insecta; Lepidoptera; Pieridae. The record is from RefSeq and is a predicted model, not a curated record. Bases 1 to 1233 code for a protein of 410 amino acids. Gene Ontology annotation, molecular function: protein binding; anaphase-promoting complex binding; ubiquitin ligase activator activity.